AUGUACCCGAUGGCAUGCGAAGUCGGCAUCCCGAGGCCCGCGCGGCGAUCGACAUUGGCUCGCCUCCGCGCCGUCCAGCACAAUGUUGAGCAGCACUGGACAACCUUGGCGUCGGCGCUCUCGCUCGAGGCGGCGACCAAUACCGACCAGCACGACGUGCUCUUUGCCAUGGUGCACGGCGUCUCGAUGACGGCCAUGGUGGCGCGCGCCUGGCAGAGUCUACAAGCCGUCUUUGACGCUGCAGCGGCGCGCUGGGAAGAGCGGCCGGAGCCCACGCCCACGCAGCUCUGCGACGCGAUCGUGGCCAGCGGCAAGGAGCAGAAUCGCCAGCUGCAGGCACACGUCGAUGCGUGUAUGGCGGCGAUGCAAGCGAUGGAGACGCGGUACACGGCCGCGCUGGAGGACACCAAGGCCGCCAACCACGCACUGGACGCCAAGCUCAGUGAGGUGCUCAUGUUGCUGCGUGGAAAGGUUGUCGAGGGAUUUUGA
Saprolegnia parasitica CBS 223.65 is the source of this 489-nucleotide messenger RNA. RefSeq lists its product as hypothetical. The transcript is spliced from 2 exons. The record is from RefSeq and is a predicted model, not a curated record. NCBI's taxonomy places the organism in Eukaryota, Oomycota, Saprolegniomycetes, Saprolegniales, Saprolegniaceae. The coding region runs from base 1 to 489 and encodes 162 amino acids.